CGGAUAUCCUGUUAUGCUGCUAUACUUAGCUUGAAAGUGGUCAAUCAGGCAGGUAGUAUCCUUUUUUUAGGUUUAUGUAGUCUUUUGCGACAUUUCCAAGUUGAUAAAAAUCAAAAGAACAGAAUUGGUCAGCUCGCUAAGCGCGACACGUCACUGACAAUAUGACUAAGCACGAGUUUGAGGUGGACAUGACCUGUGAAGGAUGCUCUGGAGCCGUUACUAGAAUCCUCAACAAGCUUGGAGAUGUUAAGUUUGAGAUCGACCUGCCCAAGAAGCUGGUUUGGAUUGAGUCGGACAAAGAUGUGGACGUUCUCAUGGAGACGCUGAAGAAAUGUGGAAAGGAAGUCAAGUACAACGGCACUAAAUGAAGGAAACCCUGCUGGUGCAAAGCAAAGAAUUAAGCUAGACUUGAAGUUAAUUACCAGGAGACCCCAAAGGUGCCACUCCUCAUCAACCCAUGUGCUUGGAAAAGAUCUGGGAGGCAAACUCUCUCUCUCAGAUUGAGGCCCCUCAUUUCAAGCUGACAGUUGACAAAUAACUCUUGGUGGAUGAUGUUAUCAUGGAUUCAGGUUUGGAAAACAGAAAAAAAA
Poecilia latipinna (sailfin molly) is the source of this 590-nucleotide messenger RNA. It is a transcript of the gene atox1, whose product is annotated as antioxidant 1 copper chaperone. Gene Ontology annotation, molecular function: copper chaperone activity; metal ion binding. NCBI's taxonomy places the organism in Eukaryota, Metazoa, Chordata, Actinopteri, Cyprinodontiformes, Poeciliidae. Gene Ontology annotation, cellular component: cytosol. Bases 162 to 368 code for a protein of 68 amino acids. The record is from RefSeq and is a predicted model, not a curated record. Gene Ontology annotation, biological process: copper ion transport. The transcript has 4 exons.